Messenger RNA from Triticum dicoccoides, 886 nucleotides. RefSeq names its product glutathione S-transferase U19-like. The record is from RefSeq and is a predicted model, not a curated record. Gene Ontology annotation, molecular function: glutathione transferase activity. Gene Ontology annotation, biological process: glutathione metabolic process. Bases 62 to 886 code for a protein of 274 amino acids. Gene Ontology annotation, cellular component: cytoplasm. NCBI's taxonomy places the organism in Eukaryota, Viridiplantae, Streptophyta, Magnoliopsida, Poales, Poaceae. The transcript has 4 exons.
UCGACCCAAUCCAAAGUUGCAAUUCUUCCCACCUUGAAGAGAGGACAGGACAGGACAGGGCAUGGAGAAAGCCAUGGACGCAGGGCGGCAGAGCGAGGUGACGUGCGUGGACUUCUGGGCCAACGAGUUCGGCAUGCGGGUGCGGAUCGCGCUGCGUGAGCUAGGCGUGGCGUUCGAGUACGUCGAGGAGGACCUCCGCGUCCGCGAGAGGAGCGAACUGGUGCGGCGCAUGAACCCCGUCCACCGCUCGAUCCCCAUCCUCAUCCACCAUGGCCUUCCGGUCUGCGGCUCCGUCAACAUCAUCGAGUACAUCGACGAGGUCUGGGGUGAGGCCCGUUUGCUCCCCGGCAACCCAGUCGACAGGGCUGACGCUAGGUUCUGGGCUGACUUCGUUGACCACAAGGUGUUCGGCGCCCAAGUAAGGUUUCUCGAGAGCAAGGGCGAGGAGAAAGAUGAGUUGGUCGAGCAACUCAAACGCCUAGAGGAGGUGCUCGGGGACAAGGGCUUCUUUUCUGGCGACGACUUCGGAUUCUUAGACAUCGUUACUAUCCCAUUUUCAAGCAUGUUUCAUGGGUACGAGCAGCUUGGACGGUUUGACCUUGACGUGGAGUGCCCCAAGCUCACGCAGUGGGCAAAGAGGUGCAAGCAAAGGGAGAGUGUCCUCACCUGCUUUGAGCUAGUGUCCGUGAUGAAGAUUAACUAUGACAAAACUGGAGUGGGGGUAACCAUGAACCCUGGCAUUAAUGCUGGAGGUCAUCUCCCGGAAGCUGACCUUGGAGCUGGUGACGAUGAUGAUGCAGCAUGCAAGAAGCACAUUGGAGUGGUAUCUGAGAGCCCUGUCUCAACCCUUGAAGCUGCAUAUUUGGCGUCGCCAUUCAUAGUUUGA